Messenger RNA from Scheffersomyces coipomensis, 480 nucleotides. RefSeq lists its product as uncharacterized. The record is from RefSeq and is a predicted model, not a curated record. NCBI's taxonomy places the organism in Eukaryota, Fungi, Ascomycota, Pichiomycetes, Serinales, Debaryomycetaceae. Bases 83 to 412 code for a protein of 109 amino acids. The transcript has a single exon.
UCUUCUUUUAACUUGAUAGUUUAAUUUAUCAAUAAAUCAGAACUUGAAGUCAAAUCACCUUAAUUCGACUAAUCCAAAAGAUAUGAGAGUUGAAAUCUGUUUAGGGUGUGCUUUUGUCUAUUUUUGUCAAGCAAUUACAUUUGCUGCAAUGGUUUACUAUCGUCUCACUGGUAAUGAAGACCCAUUUGCUACAGGCAUUAGUCUUUUUGCUCUUCUUACUUAUCACUGUUAUAUGUUGUUUUCUUUAAUAGAUACCGUUAAGUCUUGGUUAAGAUUUUUCAAAAAUCUCCCAUCAAUAGAUAAAGAUUCAUUAUUUCAAGGCAUCAAAAAUACUAGUUUAUUUCUAUAUGACUCGUUACAUUGUGCAUGCUGCUUAUCCAAUAUUUUUAAGAGAAUAUCGCUUUCAAGAUAGAUAUCAAGCUAAUAAUUUCAUUAGAUAGUUAUAUAAUCCUAAUAUAAAAUAAAUAUAGAACUAAGAAU